ACCGCCCGCCCGGGAUGCGAGCUCUGCUGCUGCAACAAGCUCACUCGCGUGAUUCCACACACGGGCGUCACGCGCAUUAUCCUUAAUUUACAUAUAUAACACCGCCCAGGGGGACGAACAUGAUAAUCUACCGUCGGCUAGAAGCUAACCGUGAGGAGGGGAGGAAAAAAGGACAGAAACAAAGUUUGGACGAGAGAGGGCUGUUUUAAACCAAGCGAAGGGUUUCGACAGAGACGAACAGGCGCUUGUCGGGCUCUUUGCCCCACUUUUGGAUUACGAUAUGGACGCUUUGAAAUCCGCUGGAAGGGCAAUUAUACGGAGCCCCAGUAUCGCCAAACAGUCGUGGGGUGCGGGCAAACAUAAAAAGCUUCCAGAGAACUGGACGGACACGAGAGAGACCCUGCUGGAAGGCAUGGUGUUCCACCUCAAGUACCUGGGGGUCACAAUGGUUGAGCAGCCCAAAGGAGAGGAGCUGUCUGCGGCUGCUGUCAAGAGGAUAGUGGCCACGGCCAAAGCAAGUGGAAAAAAACUCCAGAAAGUCACGUUAACAGUCUCCCCACGAGGAAUCAUCCUUUAUGACAGUGCCUCCAACCAGCUCAUAGAAAAUAUCUCCAUAUACAGAAUAUCAUACUGCACAGCGGACAAGAUGCAUGACAAAGUGUUUGCCUACAUUGUCCAGAGCCAGCACAACGAGACUCUCGAGUGUCAUGCCUUCCUCUGCACUAAGAGAAAAAUGGCCCAGGCGGUAACCCUAACGGUGGCUCAGGCUUUCAGAGUGGCGUUUGAAUUCUGGCAGGCUGCCAAGGAAGAGAAAGAGAAACGAGUGAAGUCAGGUUCAGACGGGGAAGGAGCCAGCAACUCGCAGUCAGAGAGCUCGGCCAGCCUGGGCAGCCUGAAGGGAGGAGAGGUAGCCACGGGGAAACUUCUGGACUUGGCCGAGGGAGCCAACGCGGCGCAGGUCCACUCAGGAACAAAGCAGACUGAAUCGGAUCCCUUUAUGGUGCAUAAUCACACAACAGAGAACAACAAUACUGUAUGGGAGUUGGAGGACGGUCUGGACGAGGCUUUCUCAAGACUCGCUGAGUCUCGCACUAACCCCCAGGUCCUGGACAUUGGGGUAAACCCUCAGGACUUAAACACUGAAGAGUGCCUGUCCCCAGGCAAAUGGGACCAAGAGGACACAGACUUCACUGCACAAAAAGACACUUUUGGGUGCUAAUGUGAAGCCUCCGCCAAGAAGGGAAACAGCAGGGAAAGAUGAGGAGAGAUGGUGUUUAAAAGAAGAGAAGUAGCAGAGCAGACUUUUGUGACAUUAAGCAAGGCGUCCCACCUUCUCCCUGCUGCCGAGUCCUCGCACUGGUGCAGCCUCGUGGCUCUCUGAUGCUUCUGCAUCUGCACGACCAGAGGAGGACAACAUGCUCACAGAACAGGCCAAAGCAAUAGAAACUAAUUUCUCCCUUUUCUAUGGAAAAAAAACAUGCAGUUAUUUAAUGUUUGUUACAGUCAGUGUAUUACUUCCUUUUUUUUGUGUCUGUUUACCCAUUCACUGUUUGUAAUGUGUUUGUGGUAUGUGCUUGUGUACAUUGUGCACAGAAUGUGUGUGUGUGUGUGUGUGUGUGUACAGUAUAUAAUGUACAAACUGAGAAAUGAGAAUGAUGAUGAGUUGAGUGUGGGACAGUUCAUUAAGUGAGUUAAAGGUCAACAAAGGUCAUGUAUUUUAUGUACUUAGAGAUUGAGAAAUGUAACUGGAUUAGAGGCUAACAGCCGCUGGUGAAGGCCACUGACGCACCAGUUCAAAAAUUCAGCAAAACAAUUAAGUUACUACCUAUGCCCUUCAAGACAUCAGCCUUUAAUUGGGCAACAAAAGCUUUACAAAAAAAUGUGUGUAUGUGUUGGUCAGAGAGUUUGUGUGGGGUGGGGUGGGGGGCGGGGGAUGAGAACAAGUUGACAAUCUUAUUUUUUUUUUUCUAAUGCAAAAUCUAUUUUUGCACUCAGCAGUCAUCCAUCUUUAAAAGCACACAUUUCAUGUAAGGGAAUUUAAUGUCAAAAUGCAUAAAACUCAUUAUUUAGGCUCAUACACAGUGCCUCUAUUCACUCCUCUGUGUGGACUGUUUCAUGUUUUACUGUUUAACAACUGUGAACACAGUGAAUUCAUUAUGCUGCUUUUACUGAAAUGUUUAAGGAUCGUAGACAAGAUUGGACGGAUGGGGAGGCAGGGGUGAGUCGCAGGGGUGAGUCGAAACUUGCUUUGUUUCCCUUUGACAUCACGGUCUUUUCUUUGAUCAUGUCAGCAGGCCUCAUUAAAUGACUGUGAUUCAUAGCUGAAUGAGCAAAACAUGAAAGUCCAAAGGGGUGAAUAUGUUUUAUUGGCACUCUAACCUUGUAUGUUAAAUUAUAUUGUUACAUUGACUUUGGUAGUUUACUAUUUUUUUCCAGGUAUGGUUCCCUGCGUUACUUUCGGCAUUUUGGUUAUGUAUGAAUUUAAUUUAAUUCAUUAAUUUACAUAAAUUUCAAUAAAAGCAAAGUUGUAUGUGUGUGAUGUUUAUUAAAAAUUCA
Molecule: messenger RNA, 2556 nt
Organism: Toxotes jaculatrix (banded archerfish)
Lineage: Eukaryota; Metazoa; Chordata; Actinopteri; Toxotidae
Gene: ldlrap1b
Product: low density lipoprotein receptor adaptor protein 1b
Exons: 9
Coding region: 281-1219 (312 amino acids)
Cellular component (GO): early endosome
Source: RefSeq, a predicted model, not a curated record